Endocarpon pusillum Z07020 is the source of this 1770-nucleotide messenger RNA. RefSeq lists its product as uncharacterized. The transcript has 4 exons. Bases 1 to 1770 code for a protein of 589 amino acids. The record is from RefSeq and is a predicted model, not a curated record. NCBI's taxonomy places the organism in Eukaryota, Fungi, Ascomycota, Eurotiomycetes, Verrucariales, Verrucariaceae.
AUGGCCAAGCUCAGUAUUGCUACACUUGAGGGUAUGAAGAGAAUCACACGCAACCGUAUGAGACGGGGUGUACUUCAUGUCAGCCUUGCGCCAAGUCCUGAUUCUUCUACUGCUGGUUAUCAGCCUCCAUCGUCUGGACGGCAUUCAUCUCGUCCUGAUAGGCCGGUGCUCCUACGAUUCCCGGUUGAGAUCCUGAAGAACAUUCUUGAAUAUCUUGAACCAAUCUGGCUGAUUCAAGUCGCCUCUGCAUACCCUGACAUCAACAAAGUUUUAGGGUUUCAGCAAUCGAAUAGGAUAUGGUAUGACGCUCUCCCCGCCGCUCUUUUCCUUGAGCCCGAGAGCUUUCAAGAUGAGGUGCUCGUUGAAAAUCGCAAGAUGGCUUAUACAAGUGGAGAUGGGACGGACACGACUUUGCAACUAUCGACGAACCACUUCCGCAAUGAAACGUUCUACUACGGUUCGACUCGGAGCUCUCGGUUUGUCCUACCAGUUCUAUUGGGUUUGAGUGAGCUUUCCUUAAACCUGGACUUCUCUUAUGAUACCACGCAUCCCCAUGAUCGACGAUUCUAUCCGACAACUCCUACGCGGGUGAGGGUCAUGGCCCUAGGUGGUCCAUACCAACCCUGGCUUGAUUACAGACGAGAGAUCACUGGUCACCUACACUAUAAUAUGAGAUGCUGUAUCUGCCUUGAGCUCACUGGAAGAUAUCGCCGCUACAAGCAGAUUUGGGGAUUGAAGUGGUGCACCAAAUGCUAUGAUCAUUAUAUGCUGGAUCCUGCCCAAGUUUCGAAAAUCCCCGGUCUUGUCAUGCUUAUUAAACGUUUCGCAUAUGUUAGCAGUAUCCGUCUUAGAGAGAAGCCCCAGAAUUAUGAGUACCGCCCUAUGGUCGACGAAAUUCUGCGCGCAAGAAUCGGAAUCGACUUUGAGACUGCUGUCAACGUUCAAUGUUACAUCCUCCAGCUUUUGCAGACGUGGAAGGGCGGACCUCAAUGUGAACAACUCAGAGUUAAUCGCUCCCGGCUUCGGGGAGACAUUGUCAAACGUGCGCAAGAGAUCUGGCAAAGUAUAAAGCUCAAGGGAAAUGAGAAUUUCGUUGAGAAGACAGGUGAUCUUGCGGUGAGACGACUUGCGAUUCAGAAGAAGAUCAUCGUUCACGCGCGGGAGCGGUGGGCUCCUGCCUCAGUCCUUCCGACUUUCUUGUUCCCUUCCCGACUUCUGACCGAUGCCGACCUUUGGUUACCUUACGAUCCUGAUGAACAAUGGCUUCCAGACCCGACACUUCAGCUCGAGACAAGCCGAGAUGUACUUCGGGCUGGGACUGGUUGGGUGGACCAAAAGGCUAGGGAGAUGUUGCUCGAAUUGGUAAUCUACAAGCCGGACAUGGCAAUCAGCACCUGGGUCAAGGCUGCCGAACAGUGGCAUAUUCAACGAAUCACGCAAGAUCUCUACUCGGGAAAAUAUCUGAAUCUUGAAUACGGAGGCCAUCGUUUGCGAAGGCUCGAAAAUGUAGGAACCCCCGAAAACAAUCGGCUGGACGUCAUCGCCAAAAAAUUGCGGAUUGAUCCGUUGUUCCCUGUGGGCACUCUGACUGAGCACGAGAAUAAGAUGGCGGUCGCCAGUUUCAUCAGACUCAUACGGCACCGGUGUGCAGGCUGUCCUAUCAACAACCUACUCAUUCUACCCUGUGGGCUCAAGGAGAUUGUGCAGCAUUUCGGCCAGUAUCAUCCGUACGAAUUCUGGUUGAAUGACAAGUGGACAGUUCGAGGAUGA